This is a messenger RNA of Suillus paluster, 444 nucleotides long. RefSeq lists its product as uncharacterized. The record is from RefSeq and is a predicted model, not a curated record. Bases 1 to 444 code for a protein of 147 amino acids. The transcript has 4 exons. NCBI's taxonomy places the organism in Eukaryota, Fungi, Basidiomycota, Agaricomycetes, Boletales, Suillaceae.
AUGCCACAUCCUCCUCUACAUAAAACAAAUGAGGCUAAACUGAAAAAUAAGCCAUCAUGGGAGAUCCGAGAGUUUGAGAAAGCAGUUGCAAGAGCCUUGAAUGGCAGCAAUAUUGAUGAAGAUGAGAGUGAUGCCGAGCUGGAGACAGACAAAUCUAGCAAUGAUGAGGAGAAUGACCAUAACACACUAUCAAAUCUUCCAGGGUGCCUCCUUGCUCUCAAAGGUAUCAAGGACAAGAUGUUGUCAUUGACCAAUGAACAUGAACCCCAAUCAUUUGUCGAGGACAUAUUCCUUCAAUACGUCAAAAGCAUCAAAUACACCGAUGACCAGGGUGAUAAUGGUGACAUCACCAUCAUCACAAAUACCAUGCUCAAGGUGCUGUUUGGACAGCGAACCUUCAUUCAAAAAUCUUGGUUCAAAACAGCACAUGAUGAUAGCAUGUGA